AACAUUAGCUAGCUGCUGGGAGGAUGUCAUGUCAUUGAAGGUGGGGGACAAGCACCCAUUCUGAGAGGCGGUCGUGGGCCUCAUUUGAGAGGUGUGGGGGAACGUGGUAGAGGAAAAGACCACGGACCAAGACAGCUGUAACAACAGCAGAGAGUGUCCAAUGAAAUCCGAGCAAUAGUUGUAGACCAUGUCGUAAAUCAUGGCAUGACAAUGAUUCAACCAAACCUCAGAAUAUCAACCAUGGCCUCAAUCAUCAGAACUUUCUGCAAUGAGAACCGAAAUGCAGACCGAGUGAAGCAACUGAGGACUGAGUACGUUCAGAGGGUGACGGAGUUGGAUGCUGAUGAAAACCACAAAUUCCUCUUUUUGGAUGAGGCAGGCUUCAACCUGGCCAAGACGAGGAAAGGCCAGAAUUUCAUUGGCCAGCGGGCAACCAUCCAAGUACCUGGACAAUGUGGGGCCAACAUCACCAUCUGUGAGACCAUAUCAGAAGAUGGUGUGGUGGGACGCAAACCUCGUAUCGGAUCAUAUAAUGCAGCUCUCCUUGUAACCUUCCUUGAUGAGCUAAAUCAGGUCUGUAAAGCUAAUGGCUUGACCUAUGUCAUUGUGUGUGAUAAUGUCAGGUUCAACCAUGUUCAAAUGGUGCAAGCAUGGUUUCAGGCCCAUCCACAAUUUACCACCCUGUACUUACCCCCAUACUCUAAUUUUUCUCCACAUGGAGAUGGAAGAGUAUAUGAUAGGCGCCCUCACGAACAAGCCACCCUUCUCCAGGCCAUGGAUGACACAUGCAAUGACAUCACAUCAGACUAGUGUCAGGCCUGGAUUCGCCCGAAGAUUCUUCUUGAGUUGUUUGGAUAAGGAAAAUAUUAAUUGUGAUGUGGAUGAGAACCUGUGGCCAAAUCCAGAAGACAGGGUUGAUGGAAAUAUAGAAGUAUAGUAAUCAAUCCUUUGUUUUGCUUUUUACAGUAAGCCAGGUGAGGAACACUGCGGUUGACGUUUUACUGUUUCUUUUUUGUAGCUAAUUAUUUUUGUUUUGAUUCAAAGAAACCUGUUGUGAUUAUAUU
Oncorhynchus gorbuscha (pink salmon) is the source of this 1064-nucleotide messenger RNA. RefSeq lists its product as uncharacterized. The record is from RefSeq and is a predicted model, not a curated record. The coding region runs from base 205 to 810 and encodes 201 amino acids. Gene Ontology annotation, molecular function: nucleic acid binding. The transcript has 4 exons. NCBI's taxonomy places the organism in Eukaryota, Metazoa, Chordata, Actinopteri, Salmoniformes, Salmonidae.